AUGAAGCUGGCUGCUGGGGGAUGUGUGAUCACCUGCAAGUCCGGGGUGAGAUCAACUGCGGGCGUCGUUCUCGAGGAAGAGUCUAAAACUUCCACCAGAGCCUUUACAGCCAACAUCAUGAGUUGGCUUGGAUUCAUCUGUUUUCUUGCCAUGUGCUCGUUCGUGCUUCCAAAAGCGAUCGCCCUAACGGAAUCUUUGGAGUAUAGCAGCGUUGUAGUUUUUGGAGCUUCCUAUUGCGACAACGGACAUCCCCGAGAAAGCAAGUUCUCCUCGAGACUCCGGCAACCACCCUAUUAUCAGGGCCGCUGGUCUAAUGGCCCAGUUUGGGUUGAACACAUCGCUGAAGUCAUGGGUAUUCCGUUAUACAACUAUGCCUACGGCGGCGCGACAGCCAAUAACGAGCUUACCAACAGCGGUGUCCCAGAUACGCGGUCCCAGAUACAAUACUACAAAAACGACAUUGAAUCAGGCAAAAUCCAUAGAGGCCGCGGAAGGGUCCUCCACCUCACAUGGGUGGGUAUAAACUCCAUUCAUCACAUUUGGCAUGCGGGCGAAGGUGUGGAAAAAGCAAUCCAUGAAGCCGAUGAAGUCAGGAGACAGGUUUCCUCUCUCCUGAGUGAUCCAACCAUCAACAGUCAACCAUCCGAAUUCCAUGUGCUUACCUUGCCACCCCUUCAGAUUGUCCCCAAUGACGCUUUUGCUGGCCCUAGUCCGGGUUGGGGGUAUGGACAAGUGAGCAUAAAAAUGCUGACUGAAGCCUACAAUAAGGUCAGCCUCUCAAUCAAAGAAUAA
Molecule: messenger RNA, 792 nt
Organism: Puccinia graminis f. sp. tritici CRL 75-36-700-3
Lineage: Eukaryota; Fungi; Basidiomycota; Pucciniomycetes; Pucciniales; Pucciniaceae
Exons: 6
Coding region: 1-792 (263 amino acids)
Molecular function (GO): hydrolase activity, acting on ester bonds
Source: RefSeq, a predicted model, not a curated record